Molecule: messenger RNA, 642 nt
Organism: Cajanus cajan (pigeon pea)
Lineage: Eukaryota; Viridiplantae; Streptophyta; Magnoliopsida; Fabales; Fabaceae
Source: RefSeq, a predicted model, not a curated record
CAAAUAAUCUUGGUACAACCACAACACAUCUUUCUCACACUUCAUUAACCAACCUGAAGCAGUUCUUCCCAUAAUUGUCACACUACACUACCAGCCACCAUGGUAUCCAAAAAUCAUUUGUAUCAUAUUUCAUUGGCCAUGCUUUUGUGCAUGACAUUCUGGGCUCUUCAAGUCUCAUCUCGCUCUCUCCAAGAUGCCUCCAUGUAUGAGAGACAUGAGCAAUGGAUGCUUCGUUAUGACAAAGUGUAUAAGGACCCUCAGGAAAGGGAAAAGCGUUUCAAGAUAUUCCAGGACAAUGUGAAUUACAUUGAAGCCUUCAACAAUGCUAACAAUAAACCUUACAAGCUAGGUAUUAAUCAGUUUUCAGACCUCACCAAUGAGGAGUUCAUAGCACCAAGAAAUAAAUUCAAGGGCCACAUGUGUUCCUCAAUCACAAGGACUACAACUUUUAAGUAUGAAAAUGUGACUGCAGUACCAUCCUCUAUAGAUUGGAGACAAAAAGGAGCAGUGACACCCAUCAAGGACCAAGGCCAAUGUGGAUGUUGCUGGGCAUUUUCUGCUGUUGCAGCAACGGAAGGAAUUCAUAAACUGAGUACUGGAAAAUUGUGUCUCUUAGACCAACCGAAAUCAUUCACAUCCUAA